Drosophila takahashii is the source of this 782-nucleotide messenger RNA. Its product is annotated as lipopolysaccharide-induced tumor necrosis factor-alpha factor homolog. NCBI's taxonomy places the organism in Eukaryota, Metazoa, Arthropoda, Insecta, Diptera, Drosophilidae. Gene Ontology annotation, molecular function: zinc ion binding. The record is from RefSeq and is a predicted model, not a curated record.
CCAAGAAGUCUCAUUUUCAAGGAUUUUUUGAAAGCCAUAUAAGAUGUCUAGGUAACCUAACUCUUCUGGUACCUUAGCUAUCGAAUUGUUAGUCAUUAAAGUGUAUGGAGUUACUGGAGCCAAUGUCAAUCGAUUAAGUGCUGCAAAUGCCAACUCUUUUUUUAUAACUCGCCAUAUCGUCAUAGCUGUUUCGGUUAAAAAGUACCUGUCGAUUAGUCAGAAAAGAUAACAAGUGCGAUAGAGCAGUGUUGUCAUUAAAUGGCCGGUGAGUUCAGUGCAUGCUCCGCGGUAAACAUGAACAGCACAUGGGUGAGCACGGUUCCAGACACGGAAAUGGUGACCGUAGCCCCAGCCCCUCAGCCGGACUCAGACUGUGGGGUGGUGGUGACCCAGAUACCCAUUUACACCCUGAACGGAGUGGGGGCGGGCGCACUGCCGCUAACUGUUGGCUGCCAGAAGAUGAGGGUGAGGUGCCCGUCCUGCAGGGGUGAGGUCACAACCAGUCUGGUCACGGCCCCCACCCGCAAAACCCACCUGUGCGCCCUGACCUUGUAUGUCUGCUGCUGCUGGCCCUUCGUGUGCCUGCCCUACUUCAUAAACUACUGCAAGAGUGUCCAGCACUACUGCCCCAACUGUGGAUGCCACAUAGGAAGCUACAGCAUUUGAAGUGAUCGAGCUAUUUUGCACUGCCACAAAGCACAUGCACUUCGGGAGCUUUCAGUAGGAGUAGCCGUUUGCAGUUGGCAAACAUUCAGAAGAGAAUUUUUAACUGUAAGCACUGC